AUGGGUGUCCCAGCCGCCUGGGGAGAGACGGCCACAUUCCAGACUCCGGGCUGGCAGGGAGGCUUGGCAGCGAGUUCCAACAGGAGGGCGGCCUGAGCUUGGGCAGGCCAGCACUGAGGGGUUCCUCCCCACCCCGGGAGGCCCCAGGCUGGGGAGAUGGAAGAACAGGUGUUCAAGGGGGACCCAGAUACCCCUCAUUCCAUCUCCUUCUCGGGCAGUGGAUUCCUCUCCUUCUACCAGGCCGGGGUGGUGGAUGCCUUUCGGGACCUGGCUCCCCGGAUGCUGGAAACGGCCCAUCGCUUUGCUGGGACGUCGGCAGGUGCCGUGAUUGCAGCCUUGGUCAUCUGUGAGAUUGAAAUGGAUGAGUACCUCCAAGUCCUCAAUGUGGUUGUGGCCGAGGUGAAGAAAUCCUUCUUGGGGCCCUUGUCCCGGUCCUGUAAGAUGGUGCAGAUGAUGAGGCAGUUUCUGUACCGGGUCCUGCCUGAGGACUCCUACAAGGUCGCCACGGGGAAGCUCCACGUGAACCUCACCCGGUUCACGGAUGGAGAGAGUGUUGUGGUUUCAGAAUAUACGUCCAAGGAAGAGCUCAUCGAGGCCCUGUACUGCAGCUGCUUUGUCCCUGUGUACUGUGGCCUCAUUCCUCCAACUUACCGCGGAGUGCGGUACAUCGACGGGGGCUUCUCGGGCAUGCAGCCCUGCUCCUUCUGGACGGACUCCAUCACCAUCUCCACCUUCAGUGGUCAGCAGGACAUCUGCCCGCGGGACUGCCCCGCCAUCUUCUGUGACUUCCGCAUGUUCAACUGCUCUUUCCAGUUCUCCCUGGAGAACAUCGCCAGGAUGACCCAUGCCCUGUUCCCUCCAGACCUGGUGAUCCUGCACAAUUAUUACUACAGAGGGUACGAAGAUGCUGUUUCGUACUUGAGGCGGCUGAAUGCUGCUUACCUUAAUUCUCCUUCCAAGAGAGUGAUUUUCCCCUGGGUAGAAGUGUACUGCCAGAUAGAACUUGCUCUUGGCAAUGAGUGCCCUGAACACUGUCAACCAAGCCUCCAAACAGAGCGGACUAGUCCAGAAGAAUCCAGACAACUUCACACACAAUGGGCUCCCAAAGGGGAAAGAAAAGGUGGCCGUAGUCCACCUCUGUCCCCACCUGUGCAGACACCUGAAUCCACAUGUGAGUGGCCUGUGGAGUCACCUGUUUCACCACCUGCAUCGCCACUGGCCUCAUCACCAUCACAUUCUCCAACUGACUUGCCGCCUCUAUCACUCCCAGCUGUGCACUUCCUCCCCAGCUCAACACCUGGGCUGUCACCCGUAUCACCAUCACCGCAGGUACAACUGACUGGAUCACCACCCAGAUCCCCACCCCCCCAGUCAUCAAUGUCAUCCAGGACAUCCCUGGGGCCUUCCGCUGUGGGGACAUCUCCAACAUUGCCCCAGUGUUCUUCUUCAGCAUCACCUGCACAGCCACCUGUGGAGGAACUGGGCCCAGAACAGCCCCAAGGAAACUGUGAGCCGAGAGAGAAAACUUGA
Molecule: messenger RNA, 1530 nt
Organism: Mesoplodon densirostris (Blainville's beaked whale)
Lineage: Eukaryota; Metazoa; Chordata; Mammalia; Artiodactyla; Ziphiidae
Gene: PNPLA1
Product: patatin like phospholipase domain containing 1
Exons: 7
Coding region: 157-1530 (457 amino acids)
Biological process (GO): triglyceride catabolic process; lipid homeostasis
Cellular component (GO): membrane; lipid droplet; cytoplasm
Molecular function (GO): triacylglycerol lipase activity
Source: RefSeq, a predicted model, not a curated record